CGGUGGGCACCCAAGCUGUCCCCCAGCACCCGGGCCACCACCCUUCCAUCUGGGGUGGGGACAAGCUCUGUCACAGUCACUCGGGGCUGGCACAGCUUCCCAGGUGACCCCGUCCGUCGCCCCUGGGGACGUCCUCCAGCCCCGCUAGCCCAGCCCGCGGCUCUGCCCACUCCGCUCUCCCUCCGCCCCGCAGCCCUCGGGGCUGUGCGAUGCUGCGGGUGCAGGAGGGAACACAGCCACAGGUGAAGAAGACACAGCCAACAGUGUGGACACAGCCAGCGGCAGGGACACGGCUGCCGUCGGGGACAAGGGGCACCGACGGGGAUACAGCCCGCAGCGGGGACACAGAGACCAAAGGGACACGGCCACCAGUGACUCUUCGAGCCCAGGGAAGGUGGCACCGCGCACCCGGCAGGUGGCACAGGGGCCACCGAGCCGGUCCGUGGCAGAAGGCGAUGGUCCCGGUGCCCAACAGCACGGCGGUGGCGUGGGCUGGCGACGUGGUACGGCCGGAGCUGGAGCGGUCACCGUGCCUGGUGGGAAUCUUCCCCAUUGUGUAUUACAGCGUCCUGCUGGGGCUAGGGCUGCCAGUGAAUGUCCUGACUGCUGUGGCCCUGUCCCGCCUGGCCACGAGGACUAAGAAGUCAUCAUACUGGUACCUGCUGGCCUUGACCACCUCCGACAUCCUCACCCAAGUCUUCAUCAUCUUUGUGGGUUUCAUCCUGCAGACGGCCAUCCUGGCCCGGGCGGUGCCCAGUGCCUUCAUCCACACUGUCAACGUGCUGGAGUUCGCAGCCAACCACGCUUCCAUCUGGGUCACUGUCCUGCUGACUGUGGACCGCUACGUGGCCCUGUGCCACCCGCUGCGGUACCGCGCCGUGUCCUACCCCCAGCGCACCCGCAGGAUCAUCGCGGCUGUCUUUGCCGUGGCUCUGGCCACAGGCAUCCCCUUCUACUGGUGGCUGGACGUGUGGCGUGACGCCGACCCCCCCACCGCCCUGGACAUGGUGCUCAAGUGGGUGCACUGUGUCACCAUCUAUUUCUUGCCCUGCAGCAUCUUCCUGGCCACCAACUCCAUCAUCAUCCGCAAGCUGAAGCAGCGGAGGCGCUCGGGGGGCGGCCGACCCCGCUUGAGCAAAACCACAGCUCUCCUCCUGGCUGUCACCACCGUCUUCAUUGUGCUCUGGGCUCCCCGGACCAUUGUCAUGAUCUGUCACCUCUACGUGGCUUCAGUCAAGAGAGACUGGCGCGUGCACCUGGCCUUGGACGUCGCCAACAUGGUGGCCAUGCUCAACACCACCCUCAACUUCUUCCUCUACUGCUUCGUCAGCCAGACCUUCCGCCGCACAGUGGGCGAGGUGCUCCGGGCCCACCUCUGGCACAGCCCCCAGCACAGCCCCCAGCACAGCAGCACCCGCUUCCCACCCCCAGCCCUGAAACCACUGGAGCUGCUGGCCAGAACAGCCCUCUGAGCCAGGGCAGCCACCAGCCAGAGCAGCACCAGAAUCCCCAGCCAGUCUCAUGGCAUUGCCCAGGACCUGACAGCACUCUGCCUCAGGGACACUGUCCCCCUGACACCCACCCUCCCUGGAGCUGUGGGCUAAGGCCAGUGCUGGUGCUGGCAAGAGGAUAUCUUUGUUCCCAGCUGGCUGGUUGUGCUUGUUUGGGGACAUGCGGCCACCCUGAGUGGCAGCAGCACCCGCUGCACGUCAGGGACCCCUGCCCACUGCCCCCCCAGGCUGGGCUCCCCUCCAGCCCUGUGACCAUGAGACUCAUAGGGUUUCUGUGGAAGGGUGUCCACGAUCCUGGCUGCUCUCCUGCACCAGCUCCAGCCCCUGCUGAAUGCAGGCACUGAAGGUCCCAGGGGACACAGCAGGCACAGCUGCCCUGUAGUGAGGGGACAGGCACAAGGUGCCCACUGGGUGCCAGCAGGGUCGUCCUUGCUUCCUAAAUUGCCAUGCUGAGACCAAAACUCUGCCUGGAUCCAGCUCUGGGAUGGGAGCACCCUGCACCAGCACCUCUAGCCCCGACCUCUCGGCUCUGCCCACCCUGGUGCCCUCAGGGGUGCUGGUAAGGAACGUCCACAGCGUGCAGCAUCCCCAGCCCAGGCACCCGGCAAGACCCCAGCUCUGGGACCUGCAGGAUCUGGCUCCCAAACAUUAUCCCAACCCUGGGGACACUCGGGACAUUCCAGGAGAGACACCCGGACAGAUUGCAGCCUCCCGGACACCCCCGGUGCACCCCAGCUGCACGAUUCUCUCACUGGCUGCAAGGGAGGGGACUCAUGAUGCUCCCCUGCAUCGAGUGUACCCAGCACCCGUGCCGCCCUCCCAGUUUCACCAGUGCCAAGCUGGUGUGACGCCGGGUCAGCGGC
Apus apus (common swift) is the source of this 2374-nucleotide messenger RNA. RefSeq names its product G protein-coupled receptor 142 (gene GPR142). Gene Ontology annotation, cellular component: membrane. Gene Ontology annotation, molecular function: G protein-coupled receptor activity. Gene Ontology annotation, biological process: G protein-coupled receptor signaling pathway. NCBI's taxonomy places the organism in Eukaryota, Metazoa, Chordata, Aves, Apodiformes, Apodidae. The record is from RefSeq and is a predicted model, not a curated record.